Molecule: messenger RNA, 3631 nt
Organism: Nomia melanderi (Alkali bee)
Lineage: Eukaryota; Metazoa; Arthropoda; Insecta; Hymenoptera; Halictidae
Product: guanine nucleotide exchange factor for Rab-3A
Biological process (GO): exocytosis
Cellular component (GO): Golgi to plasma membrane transport vesicle
Molecular function (GO): guanyl-nucleotide exchange factor activity
Source: RefSeq, a predicted model, not a curated record
AUAAAAAAUAUUUUAUGCUACAGCAGACAUUUCAUAAUGGUGAAGAAGAGAAAACAAAUUGCUGUUAAUAGAGAAACUCGGAAAGGUACCCUAAAUUACUAUACAUCGAAAUUACCACCAACUCCUGAAACAAAAGAAUACAGUAUUUUUACAUCUAAUAAGUUUAAAUUUAUUACUCGUAAUAUCAUUAAAAACGAACUUCUUGCGAAACAAUGACAUGCCUACAUAACCAAAUAAAGACAAAAUGAAACCGUGAGAAAAUAAUUACAUUAUAAACUUCUAUAACCCGAUUGCGAAUAGAAAUUACUUUAAUAGAACUUAAUUGAAGCAAUUUACACAAAUUAUAAAUGUGUGCUUCUAAUGCGUAUACUCACAAUUUGUUUACGUAGCGUGUACUUGAAAUGUUCGUGAACUUCAAUGAGUUAUGUAAAUACAAAGAUUGUAUGACUUAUUGUUAGUGCUAUUAUUGAACAGAAACUUAACGAUGAUACUUGAAAAUGAAAUAUGAACAACGAACUUUUCAAUAAGAUUUUAAUAUGUCAACUUGUCACUCGACUAUUUCGCGAGUAUUUUAAUAAAUUGAUCAAUGAGUAUGAAUCUACCUUGCGUAUUAUGAAAAUCAAUUUUUUUAAAAAAAGAAGGUCUGUACAAAUAAAAACAUAUUACAUUACAAAGCAUAGAUAUUUAGUUAAAAUUUAGUUUUGUGUUGAAUCGUCUAAUACGGCGGAAAUUUCUUAUUAAAAUAUACUUGAAAUUCUUUGCGUAAUUCGAGACGUGUGUAAGUUUGAAUCACUUCAUAAUCUACGGAGCUCAAGUACGGGCUGGUACGAGGUAGUACCGAGCAUUGUACAGUAGGUAACCUGUGGCGCUUGAAAGUUCAUUCAUUCCGUGGGACUUGACUAAGUUCAGUCGGACCGUGUUGCGGCUCACUAAAAGGUGAUGGCUGCUGCGUGUCAUAGAACAGUGACACGAAGUUGACAUAUUGCGCGAAAACGAAAACGAAAACGAAUCGGACGUCUCUUCAUCCCUCGCUCGAAUACCUUUUUAUGGUCUUCGUCAAACCUACUAAUGGCAGGAGAGUUGCAUAGAGAAAGGCUUACGGUUCUAGUUCAACCAACGCUGCUCUUUCAGUCAAGUAUAAAGGAAAGCUCCACAAUGUCCUAUUGCGAUAUUAAAAUUCAUCAACGAUGGAAGAAAGAAAACUCACAAAAUCCUGUGACAUUCUGGCAAGAUUGAAUGGGAAUGAACACAAACCUUUUGAAAAUCAAAAUCAUAAUAUAAAACCAUCUCCUAUCACAUUUGAUGAAGUGGAUGCAGAGAUUUUAACAAAUAGUAAAGAUCUCAUCAAUGAUUCGUCAAAAAUCAAUUGUUGUAAUAUUCCUUCAAAAAUACCAGUACCUUCAAAUGAAAUUCAGAAUUCAGAAAACGACGAGAAACCAUGUUCUGUGAAACAAAAUAAUAAUCAGUUACCCUCACCGACUACUUUACAAUGGGGAAGGGCUAUAGCUGAAGCAAAGGAACAUGCUGUAGCAAAAUUACAAGAUGAACUUAAGAGAGCUCAUGAGGAGCUGAAAUUGAAAGAUGAAGAAGUUACUCGACUAUCGAGGAUCAAGCAGGAUGUUGAAACUGAAUUGGAGGAACUCACUGCCAGCCUUUUUCAAGAAGCGCACAACAUGGUUAGAGAAGCAAAUGUACGUCAGGCUACAGCCGAACGUUUACUGGAGGAAAGUCGUAUGAAAGUUGAGGUUCUGGCUGCUGAAGUCGCAGCAUUGAAAACAUUAGUGUUAACUUCAACACCAGCAAAACCGAACUUUCAUUUACAUCCACAAAUCGACACGAAAGGUCGUUUAAAUGUAGAAGAUGGCCAACAAGGUCUUUUUGCGAGGAAACAUCGAAGGUCACCGUCACAUUUCAAUUUAAAAUACGGUCGAGAACAUUCUCCACCGGACUCUCCGUUAAAAGAACAAAGACCAUCAUUACCAUCUGAUCGAGAGACUUUGGAAAGAGAUUGGAAAAAGGAUUCAGAUAAGGAAAGAGACAAAGAGUGUAAAGAUUUUGGUCUCGAGGUUGAUCCGAGAGUUCAUACAGAGUUUCUUAAAUGGAAAACUAACCCAUGUGUAGAUAAAGAUGAUCCUUUUGUUGACAGAAUUUUUAAAGAAGACAUCGACCUAUGUCUUGAUUUCCCUAAUAAAGAAUUAGGUACAAAAGUUAGACAAGCUGUUCUCGAUGGUAUAAUCUUUAUCGAAGCCAUCAGUGACAAAACUAAAUUUACUUUUCGAAAAAAGUGUAUAUUAUUGGAAGCACCGCGACAAUGUUAUUAUCGCAUGAGACUUGGGGAUCAAGAAAAUCAGUGGUACAGCAUAUCACAAAUUUGUCGCAACCGAAUUAUAGCGGUCUGUGAUUUCUUGAAUUAUCUACGUUAUAUAGAGCGUGGCCUUGUCAAAAGCUCAGUUCAUGAUGUUUAUUGGGAAAUUAUACGGUUACGAAAGGAGAUGGCGUUUGCACGUUUAGGUCUCGAAUUGUCGUCUUAACAUUCUCCAUGGAGGACUUUUUCUAGUCUCAAGUGUAACAAAUUGAGCCAUGGACCUGUUAUUAUUCGUUUACAUCUAUCAACAGUAGAUUGUUACAAAUUUUAAUCGUUCCAAAUAGCCUCGAUCUUUUUUUUAUCCACGAUCGAGAAUUCAUAGAGUAAGUGUUGAAGUUUUAAUAUACAUAUAAAAACUCUUGAAUCCUUCUCUUAUAGCGUAAAACGCUGUCAAUUUAUUUAUGAAAAUAGUAUAUAUCAAUCAGUUUAAAAAUUUUAUUUGAGAUUGUAUUUUCAAAAAUAUCAAGUACUGUUUAUAUCUUCGAGGUAAAAGACUCGUUUGAUGAUCUGAUUUUACUUAUAUAUUAUUUAUUAAUGAAUAUAAAUAUACAUUUUGAUCUGUUCUAAGGUGCAAUGAGAUAUUUAUAAGAUACUGGGGGAACAUGGUGCCUUUUGACUUUUUGCUUAUCGAUAACAUACAAUUAUUUCUUAAUUUCAACCUCAUAGUUAGCAAUGCUUUAGUUGCAUAAUAUAAAAAAUUAUUCUCUUAAUCCUUAUGUGCUACAGUUGGUCUUUCAGACCAUUAGCGAAUUCUAGAUUAAUACUAAAACAUAAAUAAAAACAUAAAUCACCCAUAAUUUCAAUGACUGCGCAUUGUAGUGUAAUUGAGAGAUACAUAGUCCUUCAUGCACUAACUUGUUGUAAGUCAUGCAUGAAAGAAAUGCAGAUAAACACAAAUUUUAAGCAGUCUAAUAGAUCAACUGUAACAUUUAAGUGUUAAUUUUCGUAUAUUUCUUACUUUUCUUAAAUCAUGCAAUGACAACAAGUGGAAUGAAGGUUGUUGUCCUCGCUUAUUUAGGAAAGAAGAGUUAUAGUCUGAAAAGCUUUAGGAAUAAAUUUUUUCCUAAGUUCAAAGUAACUUUAAAUUACUGCUUACAAGUGAGUAUUAUAUUUAGACAUUGACAGUAAUAGGUCAAUUGUAUCUUUAUUUUUAGCGUAUUAAUUAUUAAUGAUCUUUAUUAUUCAUUAAAAUUCAAACGAAAAGGUAUAUAUAUAUAUAUUAUCUUACUUUCUAUGUAUGUAUGCAUAUAUAUAUAUGUUUGUAUA